Molecule: messenger RNA, 896 nt
Organism: Pyrus x bretschneideri (Chinese white pear)
Lineage: Eukaryota; Viridiplantae; Streptophyta; Magnoliopsida; Rosales; Rosaceae
Product: chaperone protein DnaJ
Exons: 5
Coding region: 108-530 (140 amino acids)
Cellular component (GO): cytoplasm; nucleus
Source: RefSeq, a predicted model, not a curated record
UCAUCACACAAAUUAAAUUCACACCAUUAUUCUCCCCCAUUUCUCCCUUCUCCCAAAAACUCAGCUCAAAUCUCUCUCUCUCUCACCGAGACACCGACAACACCAGCAUGAUGUGGGACGAGUGGGACGACACCAUUUUCUCCGACGCCGACCAACAACAACAACAACAACAAUCCGACCAGGAUUCCCACCUCAAUUUCGAUUUCUUCUCCGACCUCUCCAAACCCAAGGAUUACUACAAGAUAUUGGAAGUGGAUUAUGAUGCCAAUGACGAUGCCAUUCGGUCCAACUACAUCCGCCUCGCCUUGAAAUGGCAUCCGGAUAAACACAAGGACCAGGACAGUGCCACCUCCAGGUUCCAAGAGAUAAACGAAGCUUACCAAGUUUUGAGUGAUCCAGCGAAGAGAAUAGAAUAUGACAAAAAAGGGAUGCUUUACGUCUACGAUUAUAAUAUAACUGAGUAUCUAAACCGCUACAAAGGUCUUAUAUUGACGUGCAAUGGCCUCGGGAUAAGGACUUCAAUUUGGUAAGACAAAACAACCUGCACAGGAACCCUUUUCGUUAAAGCCGGGAAAAGGUUUACAACGUGCAUGGCACAUAUUUGCCCGACACUGCAAGCGGCAUCUUUGUGGAAAACAAGGACCUGUGGCUUUGGUUGUAUUUUGAGGUUGCUACUAUCAUGUGCUCGUGUAUAAAAUAGAGAAACAACAUGUUACCAUCGUUCUUGUAGAGUUGUAUUUGUAUAAUCUUCUUCUUGCCCUCGAUGCUUAUCCACAAAUUAUGGAAUUGUUCGGUGGUAGAACCCGAGACAAACCUUUUUUUGUUUGUUUUGGGUACUGAAAAAUGUACGUGGGUGACAUUUGAGAGCACAUGGAACUUAUGGUCUUGCUUUUUAA